AUGGGCCCGGAGGACAGCGUGCGCCAGCCGGGUCGGGCGGAGGUCGAAGCCAUCCUCGCAUGGGUCAGGGACCACGGCGGAGACGUAUCGAAGGUUGAAAUCAGCGCAGCCGCGGAAAGGACGCUCGUGGCCCAGCAGCGCAUCGCGCCUGGAGAGUGCAGCCUCACCGUCCCGCAGCACCUGAUCCUCCACGCGGGGCUCGCUCAGGACGACGUCGACUACGGGCCCGACUUCCGCGCGCUUGCCCGCGAGGAGGGGGCGUCCCUCGACGCCCGCUUCCUGCUGUCCCUCCUCUUGCUGGUGGAGCGCUGCCGCGGCGCCGAGUCCUUCUGGGCGCCGUACGUCGCGGUGCUCCCGCGGACGUACGAGGAUCCGUGGUGGUGGGACGACGACACCCUCGAGCUCAUCAGUGGCACGCGUCUGGGUCGGGCCGUGGUGGCGCAGGGCGAGAACGUGAAGACGGUCGGACGUCUCGCGGCGCGGCUGGUGCAGCUGCGAAGCGAGCGCACAGGAGACGGCGGGGGAUGCAUCGCGGAGGCAACAAUCACAGGCGAGCGGGGAUGGGGCUUGACUGAGCUGGCGGCCAAGUGGGCGCGGUCGUCCGUCUGGUCGCGCGCGUUCAACGUGCACGAGCUCGGAGACCAUGGAAAGACGAUCUGUCUUGUACCAGUGAUUGAUAUGCUCGACCACAACCCAGGCCACCAGGCAGCCUGGCACACCGCUGGCGGGAAAGGGCCGUUUCACAUGGUCACGUCGACCGGCGUGGAGGCCGGCGCGACGCUCUGGAACAACUACGGCCUCAAGGCGAACGAAGAGCUCCUGCUCGGGUACGGCUUCGCCCUGGAGAACAACCCCCGGGACUUCGUUCACGUCACCAUCGCCACCGCACCCCCCCCCGAGGACGACGCCGGCGGAAGCACCCCCGCGGAGGCCGACGUCGGCGACUGGGCCCAGCAGGCCAUCCUCCUAUCGGCCAUGGGUCUCGAGAACCGCGUCCAUCUCACCCGCGAGCGCCCGUUCCCUGAAUACUUAAUCAACCUGACUCGGGUCUUCCUGUCUGACGACGCCGGCCGCCAGCGCCUCCUCUCCUCCCUUCCGCGCUUCGGCGCGGCAGCGCACGCGCAGAGCGACGACACCGGCGCCGCAGCCGCGGAGCUGCGCUCGCCGCUGCUGCGGUGCGGCGCGAAGACGGAAUGGGACGUGUUGCGCGGUCUGCAAGUACAGCUGCGGGCGACGAGGGACGCGAUGCGGGGCGGCGCCGACGGGGCAGCGGACCUCGAGCGGGCUCGGCAGGCCAUGGCCGAGGGUCGCGCCGCCACGGCGUUCGCUCUGAUGUACCGUGCGGGGCAGAAGGACGUUUGCAAUGCGGCUUUGGAGGCGCUUCACGCCCGGGCUGUGGAUCUGGCGGUGCUCCUGACGCGCCUGCCGCGCGGCGAACUGCCUGGGAGGGCGCGCGGCGAAGGUGCGGGGCCGGCGGCGCCGAAGCUGGAGGUUGUGGGAUGGGAGGAGUGCGGGCGGGUGUUGGUGGGGACGGAGGAGGGGGGGGGUCCGCGGGAGUGGACUGUGGACGGCGGGGAGGCGUAUCCGGCGCUGCGCGCGACGUGUCGGCCAACGGGGACGACGGAGUGGUGCGGCUGGCGGUCGGGGGUGCGCGUGUGCACGCCCUGUCAGGCGGGGGAGGUGUUGUGCCGACUCCCCCUGCACGAGUGCCUCGUGGCGGUCGACGAGGCGACGCUCGCGGUCGCGCUGACCGUCUUCGCGCUCGGGCUGAUGUACGACAAGACCGGCGGCGGCGACGCGGCGCCCUCCCCGCCGCUCGCAGUCCGACAGCUGGCGCGGCACGUGCCUGCAGGGUUCGCGCAUCGCGUCCACAUGGGCGGCGCGGACUGGAGCGUGCUUGGCAGCGUUCUGCAGAACGAGGCCGGGGAGGGGGAGGAGCGCCUCGCUUCGUUCGUUGCAAUGGCCAUCGACGCGAGUCACCGAAACACCGCGGAGUGCUUCGAGGACGUGCACGCCGAGCUGACGGCGGCGAUCGAGAACGCGCCCGGGCUCGAGUUCGAGGAGAUAGCGUUCGAGGACCUCGCUGGUGCGUUCGCGUGGGCGCUGCACGCGGCGCAGAACUGUGCGAUGUCCAUCGAGGACGCUGUCGGGGUGCCCGUGGGCGCGAUGGUCGGGGUCGCGAUCCUCCCGUACGUCUGUCUCAUUCCCGAGGGCAUCCGCAACCUCAUCGGCGAGGUGUGCUACGUCGAGCAGGGCACCGCGUGGGUCGAGUUCAGGACGCGCGUCGCGCUCCCUGCCACCGCUCAGGAGCCCUUGCGCCUCGACAUGGCCGCACUGCACUUCGGAUCGCGCGCCGAGGCGCGCUUGCUCGCGCUCGGCCCCGAGUCCAUCCCACCUGCUCGGGCGGCGGUCCUGGAGGCGUCCCCUGAGCUGGGUUGCGUCUUCGCGGAGCACGCCGUGUUCGUUGUGCCAGCGGAGGACUCCGACGACGCGGCCGCGCGACACCACGCCCUGGCCGCCGCGGGCCUCGCCGGCUGCCACCUGCUGCCUGCGGCGGCCUCCUGCGGCGACAGGGGCCUUGCAGCGCACCCGGGCGCGGAACGGGGCGUUCUUGCGGGCCUGCUGCUGUCGCUCGGGCCGUGGGAGGCGGUCGAGCGCGCGGGCGUUGCGGACCUGCAGCGGGCGGUGCGCGGCGCGGAGGAGCGGCGGCGCGCGUGCCGCCACGUCACGACGACAAUGCAAGAAGAGAUUGAACGGAUGGAUUCGGAGGCGUCUGCGGGGCUGACGGAGGCGGCGGGGCGGCUGGCGGAGCGGCUGGUCGCGGAGAAGGACGGGCGGAAGCUUGCGCGAAAGAUGCUGCGCGACGAGCUGAAGGCGGCGCGUGCAAGGUUGGUGGCGCCGGACCUGGCGCUGCAGGGGGCGCCGGAGGGGAGCUUGGCGGCGGAGGGGGUGUACGUGUGGCUGGACGCGGUGCGUGGGGAGGUGGAGGAGCACGUUGCGGCGCUGUCGAGGGGCGGGAAGAAGCGAAAACGGGCCGAUUCGGACACCCCCGGGGGGAGUUGA
This is a messenger RNA of Pedinophyceae sp. YPF-701, 3063 nucleotides long. Lineage: Eukaryota; Viridiplantae; Chlorophyta; Pedinophyceae. The record is from the annotation of a GenBank genome assembly.